This is a messenger RNA of Anthostomella pinea, 1398 nucleotides long. The record is from the annotation of a GenBank genome assembly. Lineage: Eukaryota; Fungi; Ascomycota; Sordariomycetes; Xylariales; Xylariaceae.
AUGUCUUCAUUUGAUGGCAACUUCGGUACCGCCAACAACGAGCCACUGAGCAUCGAGACUCUGUUCGGGGCAAGCUGGCCUACAGUUCUCCAGGCGUGUUUACAGAACAAUUGCGAUGGAGACUUUCGACCCUUUCGGACUGCCCUCGCUACCAAUCAUGGCGCCAACAACCAGGCACAGUUGAUCUUUAGCGCCCUGGAAGAUGCGCUGAACAUCCUGGGGCAGGAUAUCAACGCCCUCAAGGAGCAGGUGAAUACAGGAGACGCGCUGAACGCGAACCUUCGGAGCCAGCUCCAGAACGUGCAGGGUCGUGUUGAGGCGUACGAAGGCGGCAUCGGGAGCCUCGCCCGGUCCUUCGAGCAGGGCAUUCAAGGGUUCACCAGUGCGGCCAGUACCAGAGAACCAACCCAACCAUUAUCCCUGGUGGCCGACACCGACAGGUUUGACAGUGACGAAAAGGAUGACAAGAAGCGGCGGCGAGAGUUCAGGGCCUGGCAAGGCGGUGCCCGAAUGAAGAUCAACAUGGAGACCAAGAAGUACAAUACAGAGUACCACAAGAUCAUCUACGUAUGCUCUCGGCUGAGCGGCAGUGCGAGAAUAGCGGUGGAUUCAUACCUGAUGAAUAUCUACAAGAACCCGGGCAACUUGGCCGCAUGGGAGUGGGCAAACUCUGAAGCCCUCUUUGACUGGCUCGAGAGAGCAUACGACUCCCACAACCGGUCUGGCGAUGCCAGCAGGGAGAUGGAUGACCUGAAGCAGAAGAACACAGCCUUUAACGUCUUCCUGUCGGAGUUCUUAGCUCUCGCAGCCGACCUUGGCCUGGACGACAAGGCGAAGGUCGAGAAGCUAAAGAAAAAGAUGAACAACAAACUGCAGUCCGCGGUGAUCAGUGUCUUCCCGAAACCUCAAAACGAGGACUUCGAUGGAUGGGUAGAUUGCUACCGUUCUCUGACGGAAAACAUCAUGGACUACGCGCACCAUACAGGCAAUAAGAAUCCGUUUUUGAACAACCCCUUCAACAAGGACAACAAUAAGAACAAGAACGGCAAUAACAACCAGAACAAUCAGCACGGGAAUCACCAGCACGGCCAACAGCCCCCACGACCACAUACCCCGGCACCGGCAGGCGACCUCGUGGACCUCGACGCCAUCAAGUUCCGACGGCUGUUAGCUACCGAGAGGCAGAAGCAAAUAGACCAGUGCCUCUGCCUGUACUGCGGAGAGGGAGGGCACAUCAAGUCCGAAUGCCCUCAAGCACCGCGGUAUCCUCAGACAGGACUGCCAAGGAGGAACAGCGGCUUCAACCUGGAGAGACCAGGAUCUGCGCCUGCCGGCGGCAAUAACAACCCCUUCAGACAGCCUCACCAACAGGGCCACGCACAAGAUCUUCGCCUCUGA